UCGAAGCAGAAGCCGUGUGUAAUUUCCACCCGAUGAAUACACGGUGUUGGCUGUAAUCAUUGCUAUAUAUUGGUUUUGUUAUUAAUAACUUUUUGGUAGUAUAAGUUGUCUAGCUAAUUGAGCAGCUUAUUAGGUAUCAACCGGCUAGCUAUCAACGAUGUCUGCUGAACUCCAUUCCCGCAAGAUGAGUUUUUCUUCAUCAGGUAAUAUGCUUGACUUUCGGCGUCGCCACCCACUGCUUCGUUUCUUGAUGCUUCGUAGUGAAAUUGGCUGUAGUUCAACAGCUGUUGAGCUAUUGCAGGCUUUUCAAAUUAGGUGUCCAUCUCAUCAACCAGUGAUGAAAUUUUUUUGGCCAACGUUUGGUGCGGUUUGGCUGGAAAUUUAUUCCUUAAUUCAGAUCAAGUGCGUUCGACCUUGCCAAGGAUUACUGGUGCUAACACAAUAUGUUACUUCUUGGUAUAUCUUGACCGAAAAGUUUUCCCGUUAUGGAAUUUUGAAAAGAUAUUUCAGGGAAAGUUUCAGAAACACGUUUUCUUAUGGUUAGAUUGACUUGUCGAGAUUCGGAUUUCACCCGCUCAGUCCUACGAACUUAACAGGAUUUGCUACAUUUUAAAAUGGUAAUUUUUUCUACAAUGCUAUUCGCUUUCUUUGCCAUAUCGAAGCCUGCAUCGUCAGCUGUGACUGCUGCUUGCUGGUCAAUAAUUGGCAAAUAUUAAAAUGUUUUAUAAUGGUCGCUAAUCGAUUUCAAUCAUAUCGACGCUGCAUUACCCAAUAACACUACAUUAUAA
Messenger RNA from Daphnia pulicaria, 788 nucleotides. RefSeq lists its product as uncharacterized. The record is from RefSeq and is a predicted model, not a curated record. NCBI's taxonomy places the organism in Eukaryota, Metazoa, Arthropoda, Branchiopoda, Diplostraca, Daphniidae. The transcript is spliced from 4 exons. The coding region runs from base 158 to 544 and encodes 128 amino acids.